Pogonomyrmex barbatus (red harvester ant) is the source of this 665-nucleotide messenger RNA. RefSeq names its product protein POLR1D. Lineage: Eukaryota; Metazoa; Arthropoda; Insecta; Hymenoptera; Formicidae. The record is from RefSeq and is a predicted model, not a curated record.
CCGUUGUUAUCACCGUUAUUAUCACUGGGAAGUGUCCGUUGCGUGUAGAGAAUCCUCGACAAUCUUGACGAUCUUUUCGAGACGAUAGCUACGUGAUGUUUUGUCGCUAAAAGAUUAUAAACACUUGUCAGACACAUCACAUUCGCCGAAUUUACGUGUGCGUAAUCGUAAGAUUUGAGAAAGUCUUAACUAGUCUCGGUGGGUAAGCAUGGAUGAUGAAACGUUAAAUAGACUGGCAGCUGAAGCAUUAUUGGAAGAAGCUAAACUUGGUGCGCAAAGGGCCAAGAUAAUGGGGCCUAGUGGCUGGGUGAAACCUAAAGAAACCGUUAAUAAAAGGUUUUUGCAUUCGACGCUACGAAACGCAGUAAUAUCCAACAAACAUCGAUCAAAACAAGAAAAAGUGAAAGUCCAACCAUAUAAAAUAGAUACUGUUAAGAAAUCAUAGAUCAUAAUUGUACAGUUCUUGCAUAUUUAUGUAUUAAUAUGUAUUCCUGAGAUAUGUAUUUGUGAAAAUUUUUCAUUUCUCAUUAGGAAAAAUGACAUGUGUAAACAUGUCAAAAUAUUGUUACUAAAUGACUGUAGUUUUCAUUCUAUUACAGUAUAUUCAUGUUAUGAUUAAACUACAUAUUUUUGUAUAAAAUAAAAACAAAUUCUGUAUAACUGUA